UAGAUUAAUGAUGUGGUCGAUUUUAUGCUUUUAACUGUUUACUAGCGGGACCAAAAAGGUGUGUUUUGUUGCUUGAGCUCUCUGUCUAUAUAAAGGCUACUCAACUGCUGUGGGACGGUCGGCCACAGUGUUGUCAGGGAUUUAAAUCAUACUCUGUGUCUUUAACAAGUAAUGUGAGCAGAUCGGCGAGGUUUAAACUGUACAAAACAACUGCAACAAACUGAGUUCAGGUCCACUGAGUGACAUUUGUAGACGCGCGCGCACGAGUGCUUGUUUUAUUACUUUGCCUUCAGGGAACAGCAACAGAAUGUCUUUCAUAUUUGAUUGGAUCUACAAAGGAUUUAGUAGUGUUUUACAGAUAUUAGGACUGUAUAAAAAGUCUGGAAAGCUGAUUUUCCUUGGAUUAGACAAUGCAGGAAAAACAACAUUAUUGCACAUGCUUAAGGACGAUCGACUUGGGCAGCAUGUGCCAACACUUCAUCCAACCUCAGAAGAGUUGACCAUUGCUGGGAUGACAUUUACUACGUUUGACUUGGGUGGGCAUGCGCAAGCAAGAAGAGUUUGGAAGAAUUACUUACUAGCCAUAAACGGAAUAGUCUACCUUGUGGAUUGUGCUGACCAUGAGCGUCUAAAUGAGGCUAAAGUUGAACUAGAUGCCCUGCUAACUGAUGAGACCAUAUCCAACGUGCCAAUCCUUAUUUUGGGAAAUAAAAUUGAUCGACCUGAGGCAAUAAGUGAAGAUUCAUUGAGAGGAAAAUUUGGUCUACAUGGACACACUACUGGGAAGGGGAAUGUUGGACUGAAAGAACUGAAUAUGAGGCCAAUGGAAGUGUUCAUGUGCAGCGUGCUAAAAAGACAAGGAUAUGGGGAAGGUUUCCGAUGGCUUUCUCAAUACAUUGACUGAUUGGUUAAGACCCAACAACCUCUCCAAUCUUGCGUGACUCUAUUUAUUGACGUUUGGCUCAGGAGUAAAGAACUAUUUAAACUGACAAUUGUUCUAGCAGUAGUAGUUUUUUUUAAUUGUGCCAAAAUUAAAAUAUGUUUCUAAAGUAAAUUCAUGUAGGCUCAAAGGAAAAAUAUUUAAAACUUAAGGACACUGUAUGGUACAUGUUCAGUUGGAGCUAUUUUGGGUUAAAUAGUCUUCUGUUCAGGGUUUGUUCAGUCUACAUUACAUACACUUUCUGUUAGAUACACUUUCAUAAAUAUGUAUUGCAUAUGUUUCUAUCAAACUGGUAAAGGGAUUAAACCAAAAGGUAUAUGGAAUAUGGUGCAAUAACUAGACCUAUGUAGCUUGCAUAUGCUUUAUUGUUUAUUUUUAAACACUUGACACCAGUGUGCCUUAAUGAGCGUGGUAUCAGCAACUGAUUGGUGCUUUACUUUACUUUUUCAUUUCUUUGUUUUAAAGAAUUUAGUUUUAAGGCCACACUUAACCACACUUAAACCCACAAAUUAUUGGCCUUCCACUUGAAAUGGCAUGCAGUGAUUAAACAAGAGCUUGAACAACACCACAACCUUUCAGAAAAAAAGAGCAUUUGUGCAAUACAGACUAUAAUGUUAAGUCACUUCUCACAUUUGUAAGUAUAAUCGUAUAAACUGAUGUGGCUCAAAAAAAAACAAAAACAUAAUAGCACAAUCUUCAUGGCGUUAUUUUGGAGCAGACAAAAUAAAAACGAACAUUAUUGCUGCA
Molecule: messenger RNA, 1687 nt
Organism: Tachysurus vachellii
Lineage: Eukaryota; Metazoa; Chordata; Actinopteri; Siluriformes; Bagridae
Gene: sar1ab
Product: secretion associated, Ras related GTPase 1Ab
Exons: 7
Coding region: 308-904 (198 amino acids)
Biological process (GO): membrane organization; endoplasmic reticulum to Golgi vesicle-mediated transport; intracellular protein transport
Cellular component (GO): endoplasmic reticulum exit site; COPII vesicle coat
Molecular function (GO): GTP binding; GTPase activity
Source: RefSeq, a predicted model, not a curated record